GUUUAUAAAACCAAGCAGGCAGAGUUUCUUAGUACGACGCAGCGACAAGGAUGAUGAUCGGAGAACCAAACCGCCACCCAAAUCCGACGGUCCACGUUCCUCCCUGGACCUUCCCCGACGACCCAACGGCCGUCGAUACGUCCUUCCCUUUCCCCGUCACUUGCAUUUCCGUCAAUACCACCAAAAAUGCCGACGAAUUAUUCUCUCCGCUCGACGCCCUAGCUGCCCUCCACCAGUACCUCCCGUCGAACGAGCCCGAUUACGACUCCGACGGGUUGGGUUUUGACUCGGAUCUUUACCAGAAUUUAUUCUGUUGCGACCAGUUUAGGAUGUACGAGUUCAAGAUCAAGAAGUGCACCCGCGCCCGGUCGCACGACUGGACGGAGUGCCCGUUCGCUCACCCGGGCGAGAAGGCCCGGCGCCGCGACCCGAGGAAGUCCCACUACUCGGGUGCGGCCUGCCCCGACUUCCGGAAAGGAACUUGUAAGAAAGGCGACGCGUGCGAGUACGCGCAUGGGGUUUUCGAGUGCUGGCUGCACCCUUCGAGGUACCGGACCCAACCGUGCAAGGACGGGUCGAACUGCCGCCGCCGGGUCUGCUUCUUCGCCCAUUCGCCGGACCAGUUAAGGGUCUUGAGCCCGGGUUCGGGUCACGUGGAGUCGUAUGACGGGUCGCCGCAUAGACUUGCUAUGGAGAGUUCGUGUGGACGAGGGUUGUGUCUGUCAACCGAGUCACCGCCAGUGAGUGACUCACUGAGUCGCUCGCUGGGUUCGAACUCGCUCAGCGAAUUGGUGCGUCGGUUACAGCUGAACAAGGUCAAGUCAAUGCCCUCUUCUUGGGGUGUUCAGAUGGGGUCUCCUAGGUUUGCCCUGACCCGACCCGUUUUCUCAAGUUUGCCAACUACCCCGACUAACAGAACCGGGUCUUUUGAUCACUUUGAGAAAGUUGGGUCCGGGUCGGAGGAGGAACCCGUGAUGGAGAGGGUGGAGUCGGGUAGGGGCCUUAGGGCGAAGAUGUUCGAGAAACUAAGCAGGGAGAAUCCGUUGGAUCGGGUCGACGCUACACCGGUUUUUUCGGGUCCGGAUGUCGGGUGGGUAUCCGAACUGGUAAAGUGAAAGUCUGGUUCUUGUGGGUUUUUGGGGGUAUUUUGUUCCUUCUCUCUCUCUCUAUCCCUCUAUCUAAUGUGAAUACUAAUAUAUAUAUAUAGAGAGAGAGAAGCUUAUGGGAUAGUAGGAUUAUUUUGGAAGCAACAAUUGGAAGAUUAUGUACAUAUUUAUGCAUGCAGAUAUAUAAUAUAUAUAUAUAGAGUCUAAUAAUAUGGGGAUUUAAGUGAAGAAUCUCUUUUUUGGGCGGAAUUUUCUUGGAGAAUUGAAGAGAAAGGAACUGGGAUUAGUUUUUGUAUAGAGCGUCUUUGGGCUGCCUAAGGAAGAGGUACGAGAAGAUUGGAUUAUUCCUGAUAGUAUGGUAUAACUUUUCUUCAAAUUAUUGUACAAGUGUAAUUUUCAUGAUCAAUGAAGAUACUGUUUAAUUUA
This is a messenger RNA of Rhododendron vialii, 1532 nucleotides long. RefSeq names its product zinc finger CCCH domain-containing protein 20-like. The transcript has a single exon. The record is from RefSeq and is a predicted model, not a curated record. NCBI's taxonomy places the organism in Eukaryota, Viridiplantae, Streptophyta, Magnoliopsida, Ericales, Ericaceae. Gene Ontology annotation, molecular function: metal ion binding. The coding region runs from base 51 to 1115 and encodes 354 amino acids.